This is a messenger RNA of Moneuplotes crassus, 1565 nucleotides long. The record is from the annotation of a GenBank genome assembly. Lineage: Eukaryota; Ciliophora; Spirotrichea; Euplotida; Euplotidae.
AUGAUAAAUUUAGGAACAAGAAAAUGGAAUAGAGCAAGCUUAAGGACUUGAAGAAGUUAUUCGACUUAUAGUGAUAUCACCGUAGUCGGGAACGACACAGCAGGAAUUGCCACAAUUGCUGCUCUCCUCAAGACCGAGCUCUUUCAGCCAUCUAAAUCCCAUAAAAGGAUAACUUUGGUCCACAAAGCUCCCUUUCCCUCAUCCAGCGACUACAAUAACUCCGAUAUUCAAAAGAUCCCUGAUCAGGACACACCUCAGUACUUCUCAAGACAAAACCCCAUAACCACUAUUAACUUCAGCACUCUCCAGUUCCUUCAUUCCCUUGGUGCUCUGGACAAAAUGAACCAUAAAUUAAUAACACCCUACAAGAAGUUGUUCGUCAACGAAAUGUUCGGCAAAAGCUAUGUGUCCUUUAAUGAUCAAUUAAUUGACCAGGAUUUCAUCUCACAGUUCAAACAGAGGGUGUAUAAUGAGACACUAUCUUCUCAUGAUUAUAACUAUUUUGGAAAAAACUCUCUAGGUGCAUCAGUCGAAAGGAAUCAUAUUCAAUCUAUUCUGUAUGAUAUGGUGAGAGACGAUGAAAAAUGAGAAGUCAUUCAACAAGAAAUUAAGACUAUCCGUCCAGGUAAGGAUGAAUCAACAAGUACGAUUGAACUUCAAGACGGCCGGAUUAUUAAAACAAAGCUUAUUAUUGGAAAUGAUGGAGAGAACUCAUAUGUCAGAGAGGCUCAUGAUAUUGAAUCUACUUCACAUCCUUAUGGCCAGCAGUGUAUCACCAGAACUUUAAUCCAUGAAAGGAGUUUAGAAGGAUGCUAUCAAAGAUUUUUACCCACAGGCCCAAUAGCCUUAAUGCCUUUGUGGGGCAACUACUCUCAACUUGUAUGGUCAGCAUCUGAUGAACUCGCAGAAGAGUUGAUAAGCAUCCCUGAUGAAGCCUUCUUUGGUGAGGUUAACAGAAAAUUUUAUGAGGGAUCUAAAUAUGAUUUUGGAAGAUACUCUGAAAUCUUACCGAACUUUUGGCCAAGAGAUAAUUACGAGAUGCCUCCAUUAGUAGUCAACUCCAACGAAGCCUCUCAGUUCAGACCGAGAGCAUAUGAUUUGAAGUCUCAGAGUGCUAUUCAUCAUGCUGAUACCCGAGUUGCAUUGAUAGGGGAUGCUGCAAUGAAGUUGCACCCAAUAACAGCUCAUGGUUUUAAUCUCAACAUCACAUCUGCUGCAAUCUUAGCCAAUGAGAUUAUCAAACAGGCUAGGUGUGGUGGAGAUAUUGGGAAUUAUCCAUUUUGCUUAAAGAACUAUGCUCAUUUGUCUAAACUUAACGAGCUACAGGCCAGAGCUUUGGUUGAAGCAUUUAAGAAGGGAUUCCAAGAUACCUUCUUCGGCAAUGAGAAAGUUGGAAAAGCUCUCUCCUUUGUCAGAAACAUUGGCUUAGACAUACUUGAGGUAAACCCUAUGCUAAAAUACGAUCUUGCUUUCAUCUCAGCUGGGUGAAUCAAUCACCCACUCAAAUAUCAGUGGACUGAGGAGUUGUAAAUUCUAGAAGAAUAUUUGGAUGGGAAAAUUCAAUA